Molecule: messenger RNA, 957 nt
Organism: Williopsis jadinii
Lineage: Eukaryota; Fungi; Ascomycota; Saccharomycetes; Phaffomycetales; Wickerhamomycetaceae
Gene: CHA1
Product: L-serine/L-threonine ammonia-lyase CHA1
Exons: 1
Biological process (GO): L-serine catabolic process; L-threonine catabolic process
Molecular function (GO): threonine deaminase activity; L-serine ammonia-lyase activity; pyridoxal phosphate binding
Source: RefSeq, a predicted model, not a curated record
UAUGUAAAGACUCCGCUGGUUUACUCGCCACGCCUGUCUCAGCAGGCAAAGUGUCAUAUCAGACUCAAACAGGAGUUUACACAACCUUCUGGCUCUUAUAAACUGCGUGGGUUGUCGCAUUUGGUUGCCAAAAGGCUUCAGUCACUAAGCCCGGCACAGCUGGCUCAAAAACCAGUCCGUGUGGUUGCUGCUAGUGGUGGAAACGCUGGGAACGCAGUGGCAUUGGCAGCAAGUUUCUAUAACGUUGAUGCCACUGUCGUUGUGCCAACAUGUACCACCGAGUCCAUGAAGUCCAAGAUCUCUGGUAACGGUGCUCAAUUGAUCACCGCAGGUAACACCAUCGGAGAAGCAGACGAGUACUUACAGGCAGUGCUGAUUCCUUCGUUGGAGGAGGAUUAUACGGUGGUUUACUGCCAUCCGUAUAACAUUCCUGAGAUUUGGGAAGGCCAUUCCUCAAUGGUUGAUGAGAUUGUGGCCCAGUUGAGGUCUGAAGGCUCUCUAAACCGUCUCAAGGGUGUGGUGUGCUCUGUCGGUGGUGGUGGUCUAUACAACGGUUUGGUUCAAGGCCUGAAGAAACAUGGAUUGACACAUGUUCCAAUAGUAACCCUGGAAACAGACUCUGUUCCAACGUUCCAAGCUGCAAUUGACAGAGGUGAACCAGUGACUCUGUCGAGCUUCAACAGCAUUGCAACAAGUUUGGCCUGCCCAUACAUCACCCAGCAGUCAUUGGACAACUACCAUAACCAUGAAACCUUUAACCAUUUGGUUUCAGAUGUGCAGGCUGCCAAUGCGUGUCUGAGAUUUUGUGUGGACUACAACAUCAUCGUCGAGCCUGCUUGUGGUGUUGCACUGUGCUCAGUGUAUGAGGAUAUCAUCCACAAGUCAUUACGUCUCAGUGAGGAUGACAUUGUCGUAGUGGUAGUCUGUGGUGGAAGUGCAACUUCAAUGCAAGAUUUA